Theileria annulata is the source of this 1725-nucleotide messenger RNA. RefSeq lists its product as uncharacterized. The coding region runs from base 1 to 1725 and encodes 574 amino acids. The transcript has a single exon. The record is from RefSeq and is a predicted model, not a curated record. NCBI's taxonomy places the organism in Eukaryota, Apicomplexa, Aconoidasida, Piroplasmida, Theileriidae.
AUGGAUGUUAAUGAUUCUUUCUACCAAAGUUAUUUUACUAAUCAAUCCGGCUCUGUAAAUUCAUGGACCCCCAAUGUUGAGGGCCAAGAUUCAAAGGUGAGUACAUCUCUGAAUACUAAAUUCAAGCCGGAGAAUGAUUUCGAUUAUAAUUCAUUAAUCGAGUCAUUCAACAGCAAAAACACACUGGAAUUUCCACAAGUAGGUAGAAGCCAAGGUGUUGGAGAAACCCAAAAUCAGUCAAACACCAGAAACAUCACAAACAUUAACUGGUCAGAUUUUGGAGGAGGAUACUUGUCAAAGUCACUCACAAAAUCAUCCAACACAGGGCUAACCUCAAAUCAGUCUGAAUUCUUUGCACAAUUGAAGUCGGAAUGGGAGUCAAAACCGGCAUCAAACAACCAAGGUGAUGGAGGUCAAAAUGUGCAAAGUAAUCUUAACAUUGGCGUUAAGGCGCCAAACAUGAACUCAAUGCUCUCGAAAAUUCUAGAAGAGGGAUAUGAAACAAGGCUAAGCAGCUCACGUGCAUCUGAAAAGUCAACGAACAGAACAAGCAUUCCAACGGGAGUUUGCCAUGGACAUGGAAUGAUGAACAAUUCAUUGGUAGGAAGCUCAGGAUACAACAUUAUCCAAGGACACGGAAUGCUAAACAAUAACCUUUUGAACCCUCAACUUUUAAAUAGUGGGAUUAACCUAGGAAAUGUUAACAGCUUGGGAAACAACUUGAACACCCAACUGCUGAGGAACCAACUUAUAAAUAACCAAUUGCUUAAUAGGCAAAUCUUAAAUAACCAAUUACUAAACUCACAUAUGCUGGCAAAUGCAAACGUGUUCGGUAACCCAAACUUGGGAAUGGGUUUCAGGAAUGUGGGUUUUAACAACGAUUAUAUGUCAGGAGAUUUACUUGGCUCAUCUGAUUUCAUUACAAACAAUUUCAACCUAGACCCCAGCAGAAUCCCAAUGAACCUGUAUGACUACCACCCCUUCGGGUACAGCAAGUUCUGCAAGCCUCUAAAAUAUUUCAAAAACAGACCUGCCAGGAAGAAGAGGAACAACAAAACUGAACUUUUCCCACUCCCACCACUCAAAGACUCCGAGUUUGAAAAGGCAGUCAACUACUUGAAGCAGACUCUAGUAUCCCUCUACAAGGACCAAAUCAUGCCCAUCUACUUCAACGUGAGAGGAAGGUUCAUUGAGUUCAACACUGAAGAGAUUCCCCCGGAGCACAUUAUGGGCAUAUGCAAGAUGAAGCCUGACAUCUUCAACGUUGUCUCAAACGGAUCUCUGAACGAGACUUUUAUUUACCUGGUUGAAGAACCAUCAUGGUUUGUCAACUGGGUGGACAGAAAUGAUCUCAGAGAUGUCUACCCCUCUGAAAUGUGGGAACAGUUCUUCCAGUUCAUCAAGAACUACAAGGACGAACAUGGAAACGAGUAUUUCCCGGGAAGCAUUUAUGGCAUGAGCAGGACAAUGCAGGACCACAACCUUCCAUUCCUGGAGGGAAUGAGUCUAGGAACCAUAUGCCACAUCAUUCAGCUCGCAAUCAGACUCAAGAAGUACCUGGUCUAUGACAUGAAGACACUCAAGCCGUCAGAGUCUGUCAGGACCGGCCAAUUUACUCCAAUUCCAGAAGACGCUGAAGAAACCGCCGAAGUACAGCAGGAACAAAUUAUUGAAGAUCUCAAACAACUGGUUGAAUCAGAAAAUCCACUUGUGACAGGUGAAUAA